AUGGCCGUGUCUUUCAUAGUAAUCGGGUUCCUGCUUUCUUUAGGUGAGUCCAAAGGGCCGCUUUGUUUCUUCUGUCACGCCGUUGAAAAUCCUGAUGAUUGCGAGACGGUUGUAGCCUGCAGCCAGCACGAGUCCUGCUACACUGAAAGAUACAUCAGCGAGGAAAAUCACGAGUUUUUCCGACUUGGAUGCAAAGCAAAUCCGAUCUGUAAACUGCUCCACGAUUUCCAAGCGUCUCAUGGGACCACAGGAACAAACUGUCUCUCCUGCUGUGAUUCCAAAUACUGCAACCAGAACCUCUGCCGAAACACCACCCUGGACAGAAUCCAGUGUUACACUUGUGAAAAUGUCCUCACUCCUCACGAGUGCGAAGCCGUUACCACAUGCGAUUAUGACGAGGUUUGUGCCACGGAGGAAAUUAUCUCUGAUCAGUUUGAGAUCAGGUACAAUGUGAAAUGUAAACAAAAGCAGGCCUGUGCUCUGUUGGGAGAACCCAGCCAGGUACGCCCCGUUGGAAAGCGUCAGGAUGAACUGUGUGACCAAUGCUGUACGACGCCAUUCUGUAACCGAGAGCUUUGUGGAGCCACACAAGACUCUCGCCACUCCCCGCCUCACAAAAUGGACAGCCUGUGCUUGGUGUGCGGCGACAAGGCUUCGGGCAAACAUUACGGUGUACAGAGCUGUGACGGGUGCCGCGGGUUCUUUAAGAGAAGCAUUCGCCGAAACCUGGACUAUGUAUGUAAAGAGAAUGGACAGUGCGUGGUGGACGUCGCCCGGAGGAAUCAGUGUCAGGCGUGUCGCUUCAAGAAGUGCCUGGAGGUCAAAAUGAACAGAGACGCCGUUCAGCACGAGCGUGCCCCCAGAUGCUACCAGUACAAGCGUGAGAGUCCAGUCAGCCCGAUCGAGAACAAGUCACCGCCCUCCAUCCCACCCUACCACCCCAUCACAGAAUUCAUAGACAGAUCUCGAAUGGAGUUUGGUCAGUUUCCGGUUCAUCAGUUUGGUUCACCUGUUGGCAUUACCCCGGAUUUCGGAUUCCAUCAUGGAGCUCAUCUACUCCACCCGAUGCCGGUUCACUUGGCCGAUCACCGACGGUCUCUCAUUCUCCCUCACAGCCCCGAAAACGAGCUCCGUCAGGAGGUGACUACCCGGUCACCGAGAGAGGACCGUAAGGACAAAACUCGAUCGCCAUCUUCCGACGAUGGUGCUCCGUCUCCGAAAAGAGAGCGGCGCGAUGACAGCGAUAAAGACGACUCCCCAAAGCGGCUGGACAAUUCCUCUUCGUCAUCUGUUGGAUCGAACACGCCCGUAACACCCAGGGGUUACGUUGCAAAGCUAAUCCCUCCAUCCGCUGUCAACAUGUCAGCAGCCUUCCACACUCCAGGACAAAUCCCCACACCACUUGUCGACCAAAGCGCCUUCGUCAGUGCGGCUGCGGAAGGAAUUUACGAAACUGCCGCCAGGCUUUUGUUUAUGUCCAUUAAAUGGGCCCGAAACAUUCCUUCAUUCCUUCAGCUUCCGUUCAGAGACCAAGCCAUUCUGUUAGAGGAGUCUUGGAACGAGUUGUUCAUCCUCAGUGCAGCGCAGUGGUCACUGAAUUUAGAUGCAGCUACUCUUUUAGCAGCCAAUGGAAUGACUGCAGAUGGCCACCACACCGAAAAAUCCUCUGUCAUUGCUGGACACAUCCGGGCUCUUCAAGAUGUAAUCUCGCGAUUCAACGCCCUCCGCGUAGACGCUACAGAAUUUGCUUGUUUAAAGGCUUUGGUUCUGUUCAAAUCAGAAACCCGUGGCCUCCGAGAUUCCAUGCAAGUCGAAUCUCUUCAAGAUCAAGCUCAGCUCAUGCUCAGUGAUUAUACGUGCAGCCAAAGCCCGGGUUCGAAACUGCGGUUUGGCAAAAUGCUUCUUCUACUUCCGGCUCUGCGUACAAUCAGCCCCAGGGCAAUUGAGGAUUUGUUUUUCCGGCGUACCAUCGGGAGCAUCCCCAUAGAGAGACUAUUGUGUGACAUGUUCAAAUCCAGCUAA
Messenger RNA from Liolophura sinensis, 2022 nucleotides. RefSeq names its product nuclear receptor subfamily 2 group E member 1-like. The coding region runs from base 1 to 2022 and encodes 673 amino acids. Gene Ontology annotation, molecular function: zinc ion binding; DNA-binding transcription factor activity; sequence-specific DNA binding. The record is from RefSeq and is a predicted model, not a curated record. Gene Ontology annotation, biological process: regulation of DNA-templated transcription. The transcript has 13 exons. Lineage: Eukaryota; Metazoa; Mollusca; Polyplacophora; Chitonida; Chitonidae.